This is a messenger RNA of Endocarpon pusillum Z07020, 1791 nucleotides long. Its product is annotated as Bifunctional purine biosynthesis protein ADE17. Gene Ontology annotation, cellular component: cytosol. NCBI's taxonomy places the organism in Eukaryota, Fungi, Ascomycota, Eurotiomycetes, Verrucariales, Verrucariaceae. The transcript has 4 exons. Gene Ontology annotation, molecular function: phosphoribosylaminoimidazolecarboxamide formyltransferase activity; IMP cyclohydrolase activity. The coding region runs from base 1 to 1791 and encodes 596 amino acids. Gene Ontology annotation, biological process: 'de novo' IMP biosynthetic process. The record is from RefSeq and is a predicted model, not a curated record.
AUGGCAGCUACAAAAACAGCUAUCUUAUCUGUUUAUGAUAAGGCUGGACUGUUGGAUCUUGCCAAAGGUCUAACCAAGAACAACGUCCGGCUUCUUGCGUCUGGUGGUACAGCAAGAUUAAUCCGAGAGGCUGGCUUCAACGUCGAGGAUGUGUCGGCCAUUACACAUGCGCCGGAAAUGCUUUCUGGCAGGGUCAAGACCCUUCACCCUGCCGUGCAUGCUGGUAUACUGGCACGGGACUUAGCAUCUGACGAAAAAGAUCUUGCAGAUCAAAAUAUCAACAAGGUCGACUAUGUAAUCUGCAACCUUUAUCCUUUCAAGCAGAAAAUUGCCCAGAUCAAUGUCACGAUCCCGGAGGCCGUUGAAGAAAUUGAUAUCGGUGGUGUGACGUUGCUCAGAGCAGCAGCCAAGAAUCAUACAAGAGUCACCAUUCUGAGUGAUCCAAUGGAUUAUCCGGACUUUUUGCAGGAAUUAGACCGAGGAGAGAUUACAGAGGCCAGCAGAAAUCUCUAUGCUCUUAAAGCCUUUGAACAUACCGCAGACUACGAUGCAGCUAUCUCAGAUUUCUUCCGAAAGAAGUAUGCCGGAGAUGGUAAGCAGCACUUGUCUUUGAGAUAUGGCGAAAAUCCGCAUCAGAAACCUGCAUCUGCGUUCAUGCGAGGGGAAGAUCUGCCAUUCAAGGUACUGUGUGGGUCUCCGGGAUACAUCAACCUUCUGGAUUCUUUGAAUGCGUGGCCGCUCGUCAAAGAGCUACGAAAGGCCCUCAAUUUCCCAGCAGCUGCUAGUUUCAAGCACGUAUCGCCUGCCGGAGCUGCCAUCGGCGUCCCGCUGAGCGAAGUGGAACGAAAAGUCUACAUGGUAGAUGAUAUUGAUGGUCUUUCUGAAUCGGGACUUGCUCAAGCCUAUGCACGUGCUCGCGGAGCUGACCGAAUGUCAAGUUUCGGUGAUCUCAUUGCUCUUUCUGACAAGGUCGAUGUGCCAACGGCGAAGAUCAUAUCUCGCGAAGUCUCGGACGGCGUAAUAGCUCCCGACUACGAUUCCGAGGCGCUAGAAAUCUUGAUGAAGAAGAAAGGAGGCAAAUACUUGAUUCUGCAGAUGAACGAGACAUACAAGCCACCAUCUCAGGAGACACGAACGGUGUAUGGUGUUCAAUUAUCGCAAGCUCGAAAUGACGUAGAGAUUUAUCCAAAGGAGACCUUCGCCUCAGUAGUGCGGCCCAAAGACUCCAGAUCACUGCCCGAUCCAGCGCUACGCGAUUUGACAGUUGCUACCAUUACGGCGAAGUUCAUCCAAUCCAACAGCGUGGCCCUAUCGCUAAAUGGGCAGGUCAUCGGCCUUGGUGCGGGUCAGCAGAGUAGAAUACAUUGUACACGACUGGCAGGCGACAAGGCAGACAAUUGGUGGAUGCGAUUCCAUGAACGGGCCCUGAACCUGAAAUGGAAGAAGGGCACCAAGCGACCGGACAAGAGCAACGCGAUUGACAUGCUCUGUAGUGGACAGGUGCCACGUACGAGUGGUAUUGAAAAAGAGGCCUUUGAGAACAACUUUGAGGAAGUGCCACAACCUUUUACGGAGCAAGAACGUGAGGCAUGGUUGUCCAAGUUGAGCGAGGUUGCUCUUUCGAGUGAUGCUUUCUUCCCUUUUAUUGACAACGUCUUCCGAGCUGCACGGUCAGGCGUGAAAUACAUCGCAGCUCCCAGUGGGAGUCAAAAUGAUCAAGCUGUGUUUGACACGGCAGACAAGCUCGGGAUUACCUUUGUGGAACAGAGCACACGACUCUUCCAUCAUUGA